AAAGCAGCUGUUGUUUUUUUGCAUUCACUCUUGGAGAUUUUUUAAUUUCGCAAACUAAAUAAGUAAUGCCCUGUGCCAUGGACCUGCCCAGCACGCCCGAAGAACUGGCCGCCCAGCACAGGGACAGCGCUGGCCUCAAGGACCUUCUGAAGGAUCCCAGUCGCUGGCACUCGAUUCCCCUGCUGAACUACACGCCGCUGCACAAGCUGAAGGAUCAGACUCUGGUGCGGUUUCGCGGCAUGAUCCAGGACAUGAUGGACCCGGAGAUCUACCUGGAGCGCUACGAGGUGAAGUCACCCGAUGGCGGCAAGCGCCUGCAGGACGGAAAGUACAGGGACUGCCUGAAACUGGCCACCGGCGAGGAGAUCGAUUACAAUGCCGAGGGAAAUGUGCAUGGCGAACGGCGAACCAUGUUUGUGGUCUCCGUGCCGGGCCUGAAUGAUUGGAGCAAGGAGCACGAGAAGCUGUGCUGUCCACAGAUCCAGUUGGUACCUCCUGCUCAAUCUCCUAGCUCGGCGAAAAAGAGAACUUUGGAUGAACAGGAUGCCAUGGAGGUGGACGGCGAAGGUGAAACCAGCUUUAAGCGGCCAUGUACGACGGUUGAGGAGCCAGUGACUGCCUCUAAAGGAUCUUCUUCUCUCGGCUCCGAGUAUCUGCUUAAUUCUCCGCUGCCUGGUCGUCCCAGCAUGGCCUGCAUGGUGAAGGUUUAUGAGGACUUCGACACCUAUCAGCUCAACUCGCUGGUCGACUUUGUGGGCUUUUUAUCAGUAUCCUCGCUGGAUGUCGCUACCCUGGACAUCGACGACUGCGAAAACCUAAGUGAACUGCAGGCAGCUCAUCCUUCGCCUUUUCUGAUACCCCGACUACAUGCCUUUGGCGUCCAGAUGCUGCCGCAUGCCAAUCCGCUGCUGGACAAAAGCCUGCGACAGCCCAUUGAGCCAUGUGAAGAGGUGAAUCCUUCCCAGCUGGCUGUGCACAAGGAUCUGCGAAUGCUCCUUAAACUGUGCCUCUUUGACGACGAUCUGGCUGCCGAGUAUUUGCUCUCGCAUUUAAUUUCAUCAGUCUACAGCCGUUCCGAGAUGCAGAGCAUCGGCAAGUUUGCCCUGAACCUGUGUAAUCUGCCCAAGGAAUGUCUGGAGUACUCAACCCAGCUGUACGAAAUUCUGGAGCUGCUACUGCCGGCCAGCCAUCGCCUUCCGAUGACUCUGGAGGCAUUGAACACGGCUGCCUUCGCUCCAAAGAAGGAUUAUGAGACCAACAAGCUGGUCUCCGGCGUACUGCAGUUGGCGCCCCACACGCAUCUCGUGCUCGACGAGACGUGCAUGCAACAGGGUAAACUGGAGGCCAAUGGCGUUCAUGCCAUCCAACAUUUGGCCCAUCUCAUCAACAACCAGGAGCUUAAGUGCGACUUUCAGUAUUACCAAAUAGACUACCAUGCGAACAUUCCGGUUCUCGUCCUCAGUGAAGGUCGCAGUAUGUUGCCGAGCGACUUCAUAAUGCCCAUAAAUGCUGAUGCAAAGGCCGUGGAACUCUUCGCAGAAUCUCUGAAGGCAGCCCGCCACUAUCUUCAAGCGCCGCGGCUGCAGCAGUUUCGCAAGUAUUUAACAACAGCCCGGAUUAGCCCCUUCAGCGUCAGCGAGGAGCACACUGAAAUGAUCCAACAGGACUUUGUGGAUAUGCGGAAGGCUAAUGCGAAAAGUAAUGCCGAUGAUCUGCAUGGAUUGUUGGUCCUUUCGCGACUACUGGGCAUUGCCAGGGGCAAAGAUACUUUGGAUAAAGAAACCUGGCAAAUGGCAACUGAAUUUGAAGCCAAGCGUCGCCAGCGCCUUCAAUCCCUACCGAAAUCAGCUGCACUAACGCGCAAUUAAGUAGGAUUUCUUUUUAGAAUUUACGCUUUUUAUUUGUAUUAUUUUAAGCUGUCAACAAAGAAAUUAUACAUAUAUCCUGAAAAAGUA
Drosophila takahashii is the source of this 1955-nucleotide messenger RNA. RefSeq names its product mini-chromosome maintenance complex-binding protein. NCBI's taxonomy places the organism in Eukaryota, Metazoa, Arthropoda, Insecta, Diptera, Drosophilidae. Gene Ontology annotation, molecular function: chromatin binding. Gene Ontology annotation, biological process: DNA-templated DNA replication. The record is from RefSeq and is a predicted model, not a curated record.